CAGACAAACAGGUUGGAGCUCCGUUUCCGGCCUGAAGAUCCGUAUUCACAUCCUGCUUUUGGAAAGCUUAAGCUUUCUCGAAGUUUCCUGUUAAAAAUAACACGAGAGAAAGUUAUGGAUUCCGAAAAUGCAGAUACCAACUGUAGAUCGUCAGAAUCUUCUUCUUCAGCGGGGUUGGUUAAUAUUGAACAAAAUGAGUCACAUCCUGAAUUCUCUAAAGCCUCCAAACAAGCCAAUCAAACUAAAACGAUAUCAGCUGAUUCUUGUGAACAUGUUGAAGGGAGGAAAGAGGAAGCUUUGAAACCACAUCUCUCAGCUGAUAUUGUUGCUCAAGUUGCUGAAGCCUAUCAUUUUAAUGGAAUGGUAGAUUAUCAACAUGUUAUUGCUGUCCAUGCUGAUGUUGCUAAAAGAAAGAAGAGAAAAUGGGAUGAGUUGGAACCCCGCCUUGAGAAGAGCAGUCUUAUAGAUGUUGAGCAAGAUGACCUAAUGAUUUUAGUACCACAACUAUUCUCCAUGAAGGAUAUGCCAGAAAAUAUUGUGUGAGAUGUGCAAUAUCUUCUUAAGUUUUUUUGUUUUUGGGGGG
Messenger RNA from Cuscuta campestris, 583 nucleotides. Lineage: Eukaryota; Viridiplantae; Streptophyta; Magnoliopsida; Solanales; Convolvulaceae. The record is from the annotation of a GenBank genome assembly.